Symsagittifera roscoffensis is the source of this 519-nucleotide messenger RNA. RefSeq lists its product as uncharacterized. The coding region runs from base 109 to 447 and encodes 112 amino acids. NCBI's taxonomy places the organism in Eukaryota, Metazoa, Xenacoelomorpha, Acoela, Convolutidae. The record is from RefSeq and is a predicted model, not a curated record. The transcript is spliced from 3 exons.
GCACAUUGCAUUGGUUGCAAAAACGAAACAUAUGAGAAAGGUCCAGACUAUCGAGAGGAUUUUGCUUCGCUGUCUUCUGAUGUUCAUACUUACUGUCAUAAUCUAGGCAUGACUGCAUUCACUGCUUUCCACUGGUUUUCUGAGGAUCGGAUGAUCUAUGUGGACGAACACAUGUGGACUGGGAUGAAUCAGUGGGGAGAUGCAGGUCAGAAUGCAGUAGACGUGAACAGCACUCAGUUUGUGGCUCCUGGUUGCACAGCGUUGUGGGCGGCAGGCGAGCCAAAUGGGGCUGCGGAAACAGAUAUUCUUAUGUGGCUUGGAUAUGGAUCGGUCAGAGGAAUACUGGACCAUAGCACCAAACCCGAUCCGCCCAGAAUUGUCUGCGACAAAUGGACCAAACUCGACUGCCUCGAAGAAUGUAGCAGCUCGUAUUUCUCACUGGCUUAGAUGGAAUUCAGGUCGCAAUCGAAUCAAUUUAAAAAGAAGUCCAUAUAAUCAGUAAUCAUGAGGUCUACUAUA